This is a messenger RNA of Saxophila tyrrhenica, 1644 nucleotides long. RefSeq lists its product as uncharacterized. Lineage: Eukaryota; Fungi; Ascomycota; Dothideomycetes; Mycosphaerellales; Extremaceae. The record is from RefSeq and is a predicted model, not a curated record. The transcript has 7 exons. The coding region runs from base 1 to 1644 and encodes 547 amino acids.
AUGACGAACGACACCUACGACGCCAUCAUCGUCGGCGCUGGCUUUGCGGGAAUCUAUCAAGUAUAUUCGUUGGCAAAGCUAGGAUUGAAUUGUCUGGUUAUUGACGCUGCUGGCAAUGUUGGUGGAACAUGGUACUCAAAUCUAUACCCUGGCGCCAUGUCAGAUACCCCAAGUUCGGUCUAUCGAUUCUCCUGGGACAAGGACGAUCUGAUGACUUAUCCAUGGGAGGAAGGCUACGUCAAACAACCCGAAGUCCUAGCCUACCUCAACCACGUCGUCGACAAACACGACCUGCGAAAGUACAUGCGCUUCAACACCGAAAUGACCGCCGCCCACUGGCAAGACUCGGACCAGAUGUGGCAUCUCACCGUCAACGGCAGCGACAAAAUCAUCGCCAAAUACGUCAUCACCGGCCUCGGACUCCUCUCGCGCACGAAUCUCCCGGACAUCCCCGGCAUAGACACGUUCGAAGGCGACAUGUACCACACGGCCAAAUGGCCGCAAGGCUACGACGUGACCGGCAAGAAAGCCGGCGUGAUCGGCUGCGGCUCCACGGGUGUCCAGGUCAUCACGGACAUCGGCUGCAAAGUCAAGCAGCUCGACUGCUACCAGCGCCAUCCGCAGUACACCGUCCCGUCCGGCGAUAAGAAAGUCACGCUCGAAGAGCGCAAAUUCCUCAACGACAACUGGGACUCCAUCUGGCACCUCGUGCGGCACUCCAUCACCGCCUUUGGCUUCGAAGAGAGCAAGCAGUCCUACCAUGACGCCAGCCCCGAGGAGCGCGAGCGCGUUUUCCAGGAGGCAUGGGAUAUUGGGUGUGGGUUCCGCUUCAUGUUCGGCACCUUUAACGACAUCGCCACGGACAUGGAGGCGAAUAAAGGAGCGCAGGAUUUUAUUCGAAAGCAAAUCGACACGAUCGUCAAGGACCCGAAGAAAGCCGAGAAGUUGAAGCCGCACGACGUGUACGCCCGUCGACCGCUGUGCGAUGGGAAUGCGUCAAAUGGGCAGAAGUACUUUGAGCAGUUUAACCGGGAGAACGUCGAUGUGGUUGAUUUGAAGGAGACGCCGAUUGAGCGGAUCGAGGCGAAGGGGAUCCAGACGGCAGAUGGGAAGUUGCAUGAGCACGAUUUGCUGAUUUUCGCCACGGGGUUCGAUGCUGUAGAGGGGAACUACACGCGGCUGGCGAUCCAUGGACGGGAUGGUAUGUCGUUGAAGGAGUAUUGGGAUGAUUUGGGGCCGACGAGCUAUUUGGGGUCGUUUGUGCCGAAGUUUCCGAAUUUCUUCUUGAUUUCUGGCCCCAAAGGUCCCUUCACCAACAUGCCGCCCUCGAUUGAAGUCCAAGUCGAGUUCAUCACCGACGCCAUUCGCGAUGCUGAGAAGUCCGGCGUGCGACUGAUUGAGCCCACGGAGGAGGCAGAACGGCAGUACUCGGAGCUCUGCGACCAGCUGGCCGAGAACAGCUUGUUCUGGAAGGCUGAGGAUAACUGGAUCUUUGGGGCGAAUAUACCUGGUAAGAAGCGGUGUUUGAGAUUCUUCUUUGGUGGUAUGGAGGCGUUCCUUGAUAAGCUGGAGGAGGUGAAGAAGAAUGGGUAUACUGGAUUCAAGCCGUUUACGCAGGAUCAUGCGGCUCCUACUAGGUUGUGA